GGUGUAUCAAGAGGAUAGUGGAGCGUACGCUGAAGUACAGGGUGUCACAAGAUUCAUUGUUUUGUCAGUCUGCCAGGACUGGUGUUGUCAUCACACGGUGGAAGAAAUAAAUAAAAGUCUCUUUCAGGUGUUUAGUGAUGGUAGAUCCCUAGUCCUGGCCCUGAUGAAGGAGAAACUCUCUACACUCUACAGGUUUCAGGCCAAACAAAAGAAAACUGACAGAGACGGAGGGGAUUGUGGGGAGGCUGAAAUCGUAGGUCUGCUGUCUCGAAUUCUGAUGGAGUUACACACAGUCCUACAACAGGUGGUUGGUACCCUCAGCACCAAACAGGAACAACUAGAGAGGAAAAAUCUCAGAUCCAGACAAAGACGGAACCUUGUAUUAUUGAUAAGGAGCUGCCCAUUUUUUCACCACUGUGCCCACAUGGUCGUACUGAUCUGUACUUGGAAGCUGUAUACUCUUAGCACUCAUCCAGGAUCAAAGGUCAUCAGGUUUUUAAAGCUUUUGUUACAGUUUGUUGAAAAUCUGAGAACAUUCACCAGAUCCGAGAAAAACAAAUGGACCGAGAGCGUAAACUUGUACUGCGAGUUUAUACCAAAGAUCAAGGACACUUUGAUAGCACUCAAUGGUACACCUGCAUCCAUGAAUAGCUAAGAUUAUUUGUCAUAUGAUAAGAAAUGAUGGAGAACGUCUCUUCCUCUUUGGAAAAUCUACCAAAGCAUAGUGACCACAAUUUCAGUGUGUCGGAUUACGGAUACAUCGUUAUCACAGCACUACUGACGCCUUCCGUCCUUUCUUUUAGCACUCUGGUUAUCGGAGUUAUACGGAAAUUCAAACGACUUCAGACGCCUACCAACUUCUUCAUUGCAUCUCUGGCUUCUGCAGACAUUUUGGUGGCCCUGAUGAUUCCAAUUUUUACCACCUCUUUACUUUUGCCGGCGAAUUUAUACCACGAACUCGUUUGCUCGAUCCCAAAUCGUUUGCUGAUCUUGUCUUGUGGUGCGUCGAUCCUCUCUUUAGCAGCAGUGGCAUUUGAUCGCUACAUUGCUUUGACGAAUUCUCUAGAAUAUGUUCAGAUCAUGACAAAGAGGAAGACUUAUAGUCUUAUAGUGUCUGCUUGGAUCUAUUCAGCUUUGAUUGUAUCUAUUCCAAUGUCAUUUACAAAAGACCAUUCCGUUGGGAACCCGCGAAAGAAUUGCGGGUUUGGACAUAUCCAUCCUCGUGGUCAUUUGCUCUUCGCAAGUAUGUUGUUUUUCCCGGCGUGUGUGCUCAUAUUUUUCUGUUACUAUAAAAUAUUUACAAUUGCUAAACAUCAAAGUAGAGCUAUUUAUGACCAAGAACAGUCCAUAGCAAACGCAAUCCAUAUGAGAUAUGUGAACCGAGACUGUAAAUACGCAAAGACGCUGGCUGUUCUAAUACUGGUUUUCAUCGUUUUCUGGUUCCCAUUUCAGUUCACCCUUCUUCUGAUCGCUCUUACGGAUAUUCAGGUUUGUGAUGAAGUUUUAAAUUAUCUUCUGUACCUUGCAGCAUUCAAUAGCGUGAUGAAUCCAUGGCUUUAUGCCUACAAGAACACUCAUAUUCGGUCUGCCUUCAGGAAAAUUUCUUCCACAGUGACGUCUGCAUUCAAGCAGACGACCCGCCAUUUGUCCACAACCACCCCAAACGAACCCUCGUUGUCGUCUGAUUACAAACUCAACCAGACAGACAGCAGAAUGGAACAGGUGGACAUCAUGCAACAGCUCGAGCUCAACUCGGACAUGUUUGCAGACGACUGUUGGGCGUACGAACCUAAGAAAAUGUCUGUACAUUCGGUAGGCUCUACCAUAACCCAUAAUGGACGUAAAAUAGUGGUCCCCAGUCUGGUUAUAGAGGAUAUGGAGGGGGGUUCUGACCUUAAUUUGCCGAAAAUUGAAUCGGCAUCGUCCAUGCAGGACCAACCUACCGAUUUAAUGAUUCAUAUGUAAUUCAUUUUAUAUGUAGGUGUGACAGAAAUAUUUGUGCCAAUCCUUAAUUUCAAUCGUGUUUUAAACAUGAUGGUAAUUAUAUUUCAAUUAUGGUGAGCAAAAAUGGUUGUGAACCAGCUUUGAUUCGUAUUUGUUCAUUAAAUAAUUAAUUUACCAAUCAAAAUAGCCUACUAAGGUACGCUUACGAUUAGAUGUAUAUUUUAAGGUACUAAAAGAAUACGCUUAUCCUGUGAUAAUUAAUGGAAUGCAUGUAUGUAUAGAAAUGUGUAGAAAUGGCAAAGAUGAUGUGUGAUGUUUUGUUCAUACGAGUAG
Saccostrea echinata is the source of this 2277-nucleotide messenger RNA. RefSeq names its product alpha-2A adrenergic receptor-like. Gene Ontology annotation, biological process: regulation of metabolic process; adenylate cyclase-activating adrenergic receptor signaling pathway. Gene Ontology annotation, molecular function: G protein-coupled receptor activity; phosphatidylcholine binding. Gene Ontology annotation, cellular component: membrane. Lineage: Eukaryota; Metazoa; Mollusca; Bivalvia; Ostreida; Ostreidae. The record is from RefSeq and is a predicted model, not a curated record. The coding region runs from base 679 to 1965 and encodes 428 amino acids. The transcript has 5 exons.